Bacidia gigantensis is the source of this 663-nucleotide messenger RNA. RefSeq lists its product as uncharacterized. The transcript is spliced from 2 exons. Bases 1 to 663 code for a protein of 220 amino acids. The record is from RefSeq and is a predicted model, not a curated record. NCBI's taxonomy places the organism in Eukaryota, Fungi, Ascomycota, Lecanoromycetes, Lecanorales, Ramalinaceae.
AUGAGGAACAUGAGACUCCAAUCAACACCCAAAGAGGACGCCGAAAUGACCCACGCGAAGACGACAGAAGCGUUUCAAGCGUUUUCCAAGUCUCUGAGAGACAAAAUCAAGCCUGAACAGACCAACAAUGCGUCGCCGACAUACGAACUACAACAGAAAGUAGCUGCGAAGAUGGAGGAGGUCUAUCAGAAGCAAGAGGCUUAUGAGAAGUGUUACGAAGCCUAUCAGAAGACCCUCAAAGAAAACCCUGUUGCCUUACAGACUGGCAAUGUACUUCGACCAAACAAAGGAAAGUUGGCAGCUGCCAGGACUCCGUGGGACAUCAACACAUUCGAAGACUUUGAGCAAUUCCUCGCAACGCCGAACGGGCCCCAAGAAGUAUUCGAGGUUUUGAACCUCGUACGUGAAGCAGACCUCCGUUGCGCUGAAUGUUCCUCUUCCCUGGAAUUUCCUCAGAACAACCCUGAGUCGCUAAAGGCCGGGGUCGCCAAGCUCACGAAGCAGGAUCUCUAUGGAAACGGUACCUCAGACCCAGGCAAGAAUAAGAACAAUAACGAAACAUACCACCUUGCCGACCCCGAGAUCUUCACUGCCGCCUCUCCGGCAAAGCCGCAGAUCACUGCAUCAAGCCCUCUCACCAAGGCGCGUACCCCCAUGCCAUGA